GGCCUGUGCAUAACCUGGAAGAGAACUUCAUAAUCUGGUGACUUGAAUCUCCGAUCGCUAUUGGAGAAUUAAAUGCGUGGUUACGCAUUUAAUUAUUGAAAAUUUUCACGUCUUUCAAAUCAAGAUGGCGACAACAUCACGUGAUCACGAACCUCAGGAGACAGAGUGCCCAGUGUGCAAUAACAGCUUCGUCCUACCCAAAAUUUUACCCUGUGGGCAUGUCUUCUGUAGAACUUGCGUUAUUUCUUUAAUAAAUGCCAGGAAACAGCCUGAAUGUCCCAUGUGCCGAAGCGCCUUUGCUGACCCAGCCAAACAGGGAGAAAACAUUGCUGAUGCUCUGCCCACAGAUGAGGCCCUGAACUCACUGGCCACAGUCGUCAACAUACUGACUCAGGAACAUGAGUGUCAUGCUUGUGAUGGUGUCAAGGCUGAGUCCAUCUGCUCACAAUGUCUCGUAAAGCUUUGUGCAGCAUGUACUCGAGCUCACAAGAAACUUCCGGUGACCCGUAACCACGAGGUUGAGAGUCUCACCGCUGUAACUGCUGAACGUCUGGCUGCCAGCGGUCCAGGACUGUGUCCUCAACACGACCAACAAAUAUCGUACUUCUGCUCCGAUGAUAAUCUUGCUGUUUGUGCCUCCUGUUGCAUUUUGGACCACAAGGCAUGUCGCCGCAUAAUACGUCUCGACAGCGAGAUGAAGUCGUCAAAAAAGGAGAUUUUAAACCUCGAAGACAAACUUACCAAGGCGGAGGCGAAGAUAGAAGAAACCAUCAAUCAUCUGGACAUGCGGCUGAAAGAAUCUACUCACUGCCAAAGCCUGAUGGACACGGCGCGUGAAAAUCUGAUUAAGUUCUGUAAAAGAGAAGAAGAAAAGUCUAGAAACUUUCAAGAAGUAGUAAGGUCCGUGCAGAAGGUCAGACUUAAGCUGAGGGAGCGCCUGGCGAGGGUCAAAUCCCACAAGCGCAUCGUGUCACGUGCUGGGGCAGUGUGUCCGCGGCCAGGACUGGUCUAUGCCAAAAGAGCUUUGCAAGACAGGGUCAACACUCUCGAUCUCAGCGACACUUUGCCAGAAGAUGUAAAUGUGAAAGCCUUGUUUAGACAUGCUGACUACAGUGACUUUGUCAGACAAAUAACAAACCAAUUACCGAGACAACUGGAUCAGCAGAGCAAAAAGCAUGAGAAACCAGGAUUUACUUUCCAUACAAAUCGCGGCAGCAGCGUAGUGCUCACCAAUAAUGGGAAGUGGGCGGAGUCUGUAGGUCCAGGCGGCAUUGUUGUGUCCAGUGGACCUCUCGAGACCAAUGUCAUGUAUCAGAUAAUGUUGGUGGCGCUGGUUCAAGAGGGAAACACCUUUGGACGCAUGGUGUACGGAGUAACUGCAACACACCCAGACAAGCUGCACAUCAAGAAAACCAUUGAAGACAUGAAGGAGCUGUCACCUGUGCGCCCGAGCUUACCGCGCAUGAAGAAGUACAACACCCUGGGACUGGUGCUGGAUUCCAUGAACAACAUCCACACAUUUUCCAACGGAGUGGAAAUGGUUAUAAGCAUAAAAGAUGUUCCUCGGCCUUGCUAUGCCGUCUUUGACCUGGGCUGUGAUGUGAGAAAGAUAAAAAUACUUCCCACAAGAAAGUGGCAUCAAUCGAGGUAAUGCAAGGGAGAGAAAUGUGUCUGUACACCUACUGUCAGGAUUCAGAUCAUCACAGCACUUUGCUUGAAUGUUCAUAAAAAACACAGAGACCGGUGAUUGUAACUAAAGUAUGUAUAAAUUAACUCCAAACAAGAACACACACAUAUACACAUAUAUAAACUAACAUAAAAACGUAAAGAUUUUGAAUUUUAUUAACAUGUCUUAUUUACGUCUUUACAUUUCUUCCAACAAACUGGUUCAAACGAAGAACAUUGUUCUCGGCAAAGCAAUGAAACUCUGACAUCAAAUUUUUGUGUUUUAUCGAUAUUGACUGAUAUAAUUUUCUCUUUGCCUUCAUGAUUAAUGUGGCUUAUUUACACAAGCGGCCAUACUUUGUUGAUGGAAUGAAAGUGAAGACGAGAUAUUGACGAUGCUGACGAGGGAGUUGGGGUAGUUUGUAAUGCAACACAUGGAUGCACUGCUCCUCCUGCCUAAGUGUGUGUGUUACAAGCAUCUUAAUAAUUACACUGGCAUCCAGAGCGCGCGCGCGCACACACACACACAC
This is a messenger RNA of Pomacea canaliculata, 2195 nucleotides long. RefSeq names its product E3 ubiquitin-protein ligase TRIM56-like. Gene Ontology annotation, biological process: positive regulation of DNA-templated transcription. The coding region runs from base 125 to 1651 and encodes 508 amino acids. The record is from RefSeq and is a predicted model, not a curated record. NCBI's taxonomy places the organism in Eukaryota, Metazoa, Mollusca, Gastropoda, Architaenioglossa, Ampullariidae. The transcript has 6 exons. Gene Ontology annotation, cellular component: nucleoplasm; chromatin. Gene Ontology annotation, molecular function: zinc ion binding; ubiquitin-protein transferase activity.